GUGGAUUGUUCCUAACCAGGGAAAUUCCUCCGAACCCUACCUCAUUGAAGAAGAGAAGCAAAAAAGUUACAAUAUCAGGCACAUCACAGUGGCUAAAAUGAGAGGAGAAAACAGAAAUACGGCACAACUCUCCCUUUCAGUGAAUUGCACAUUGAGGACACGGUGUUGUUCAAAUUAAAUUCUGAAGCUAUUGAACAAGGAUAGGUAAGGACUUCGACUACAUAUGGACAUACGUACUACAUAGAUAAGCGUGGUAUUGUUGUAUUUUUAUUUCUUUUAUGUGGUUUCUUGUGGGUCUACUUUUUGCUUAUUACAAGAGACUAAGAGAGGCCUAACUUUUUAAAUGGUUUGUCUUGAUGUGAUUAUCCUUGCUUGCACAUUUCUUGUUUAUUGUAUAGUGAAUUUGUAAUGCCAAGGAAUCUUUUUUGAUUUUUUCUCCUACCAUUCAAACAUUGUUUCUUUCUAAACACAGAAAACUCUGGUCAGUUUAAUGUUCCUCUUACAAUGUGGCGGUGCCUCUUUGUAGUUGGGAUUUGUGAUUUCUCAAUGAGAAUAGGGUAUAUAGUGCAUAUUUGGUCAUAAUUGCAUGUGAUUUGAUCACCUUGACAUUUUUUUUGCAUCCCAAUCUCUAGAGAUACUCUUGGUUGCAAGAAUGGAGCCCGGGAAAAAGCCAGGGAAACUUCUUUCUUCUGCAAACAGUAUUCUUUACAUGGAUCUUAAGGAUAUCAUCAGAGAACAUGCCCUGCCUUUCCUUCCAGCUAUAUCACUACUCAGAUUCCGGGCGGUUUGUCGAGACUGGAAGCUCCAUAUUUCGGCGCCAUUUUUUCACCAUACUCAGUCACUCUGUUGCCGUGCAAUAUCAGGUCUAUUCUGUCAGACUCCUGAAAAUCCUCCUGUCUUCAUACCUAUCCACCUAAACUGUUCGGGUGUUCCAGACCCAUCCCUGAGUUUUCUGCCGGAGCCUGUUGACCUUAAGGCCUCAUCAAAUGGACUUCUUUGUUGCCAAGGACGAAGCGGAAAUAAGCCCUACUACAUGUGCAAUCCAGCUACAAAACAAUGGCACAAACUUCCAGAACCAACUGCUUGUCAUGGACCUGAUUCAGCACUUGUAGUUGCAUUUGAACCAUCACUGCUCAACUUUGUACCUGAGUACAAGCUCAUCUGUGCCUUCCGAUCUGCAGAUUUUGAUGAUGCAGCCGAGUUUGAAAUAUACACCUCCAGAAACAACUCGUGGAGUGUUUCUGGGGAGAUUCGUUUUGGAGUUAAACGAUUUACCCCUAGGUCUGGGAUUCAUGUCAAUGGGGUUGUUUACUGGAACAUGGCUGGUGGUGGCAUUCUUUCUUUUGAUCUAGCAAAAGACAGGUCACAACUUCUUGAAAAGCAUUAUUACAGUAAUGACUGUGCUCUGGGAACAUUUGAUGGAAAGCUAUGUAAGACUUCUCUCCGUGGACUUUCGGUGUGUAUUAGUGCUUUGGUUAAUGUGCACACAAAUACCAUGGAAAUGAAUUCCAUAACAAAAAUGUGGGAGCCUGUACAGAAUGUUUCUCUCCAAAGCAAUGUGCUUGAUGGGGAUCAUAACCGCUGCAAAAUUGAAAUUCUAAGCAGUGAUGUUCUGGUCAUUAAGUGUGGGAGAAAGUUGUAUUCCUAUGAUUUCAAGUCCAAAGAAACUAAAGCUCUGAACCAGCCAGGUGCAGAAACAUAUGAUGCUACUAUAUGUGUGCCAUACGUGAAUAGCCUCGCGUCACUUUGAUCCUUCUUGAAGUUAAUACCAAUGUAGUUUCCUGUGACUGAAGGUGCUGGUUUGAAUAUAACAUUCAUAAGUCGAGACUCGUGUAAUGUUCUUCUAUCCAUGUGCUAUUUCUUACUUAUCCGGUAUGUGUUGCAUAGUCUGUUAGCUUUUGAUCCCGUGAAAGGCUUUUUAUGCCCAUCUCAUACUGCUUGUUAAAAGUUGUCGGUUUUGCUGACAGCUUUUUAGGUAUUGUUUCUGUAGGGUAGUCAAUUAAGUUUGAAUGCUUCUUGUGUAUUACGAAAUAGUACUUUUCUACCGCUUGUUUUGGUCAUUUGGUGCCUCAUUUUUUAUACUGUGUCAUCUGCCAACGUUGCUUUUUUUUUUUUAAUACCAAAUGCGGGUGGGUGUGCUGUGUGCA
Messenger RNA from Cuscuta epithymum, 2147 nucleotides. NCBI's taxonomy places the organism in Eukaryota, Viridiplantae, Streptophyta, Magnoliopsida, Solanales, Convolvulaceae. The record is from the annotation of a GenBank genome assembly.